AUGGCGUCGGUAGGCCAGACAGCGGGCAGCAUGCGCUCCAGACAACAUGGCCAUCCCGACGAGAAGCCUUCUCUCUACACCGCCGGCACCCAUAUCGAUUCCAGCAGCGAUGCCGUCCAAGCCAAGCCUCCCAAACUCUAUUCGCAAUCCAAAGCACCGUCACACGGUACCGGUCUCGGUCUUGGUAUCGGUGCUCAACCAGGUGCAUCUGCAGCUGCCACCAACGUCGUCUCCAAAAAGGAGCAUCGUCUCAUCGCUGCACUUGUCAUCGUCGCUCUCAUCGUCCGCAUGCACAAGCUAGGCCAGCCUUCCAGCGUCGUCUUUGACGAGGUUCACUUUGGUGGCUUCGCUUCCAAAUACAUUCAUGGUCGCUUCUUCAUGGACGUCCAUCCUCCGCUUGCCAAGCUGCUUAUCACGUUUGCCGCCUGGCUCGGUGGCUUCAACGGCGACUUUGACUUUAAGGAUAUCGGUCGCGAGUAUCUGCACGGCAAGGAUACCCCUGUACCGUAUGUCAUGAUGCGCGGCCUCAAUGCGCUCCUCGGCGUCGCCACCGUUCCUCUCGCCUAUCUCACCCUGCGCGGCCUUUCUCUCCGAGCUUCCACGGCGACUCUCGGUGCCAUCUUUGUCCUCUUUGACAACGCGCUCACCACACAGAGUCGUCUCAUCCUGCUCGAUUCCAUCCUCGUCUUUUUCACCGCGCUCACCGUCUACUUCUGGGUCGCGUUUUGCAACGAGGAGAAGCGUUCUCCUUUCUCCACAAAGUGGUGGGCGCUUCUUUCGCUCACUGGUCUCAGCUUGGGUGCCGUCGCGAGCUCAAAGUGGGUCGGCCUGUUUACGAUUGCUACCCUCGGCAUCUCUGUCAUUGCACAGCUGUGGGAGCAUCUAGGCGACGUCCGUCAGCCGGUGCGCGUGGUUGCGCGUCACUUUUGCGCACGCGCCAUCUGCCUCAUCAGCUUGCCCAUGCUCGUCUACCUCGUGAGCUUUGGCAUCCAUCUCGGCUUGCUUUGGCGCAGCGGCGAAGGUGACCCGUUCAUGAGCAGUGCUUUCCAGCACACGCUGCACGGCCACCAAAUGCAAGACACGUAUGCAGACGUCGCGCUCGGCUCCACCGUCUCGAUCAAGCAUCUCAACACCCAGGGCGGCUACCUUCACUCGCACGUCGCCACCUACCCGGCUGGAAGUCAACAGCAGCAGAUCACGCUCUACCCGCAUUCCGACGACAACAACGACUGGCUCAUCGUCAAAGCGCCCGGUCCCGAGGACGCUGCACCCAAGUUGGACGACAAGGGCCAUCCGCUUCGACCCGAGGACGAGGUGUCGCGCUGGCAUCAGCCACCCAUUCGCUACCUCACUCACGGCAUGGAGAUUCGUCUGAUCCACAAAACCACCGACAAGCGUCUCCACAGUCACGACACCAACCGUCCUCCAGUCACCGAAAGUGACUAUCAGAACGAAGUCACCGCCUACGGCUUCGAAGGCUUUGGUGGUGAUGCCAACGACAACUUUCACGUCGAGAUUGUUGCCGGUGACAAGUCGGACCCUUAUUCGUCGACGCGUGUUCGCGCGCUCCGGACGCACUUCAGGCUGAGACACACGCUCACCGGCUGCUACCUCUUCUCGCACAAAGUGACGCUUCCCGAUUGGGGGUUCGGUCAGCAGGAGGUGACGUGUAACAAGAACCCGACCAUGCCCAACUCGCUCUGGUACGUCGAGACGAAUACGCAUCCGCUCAUCUCUCCUGAAACGCAGCCAGACUUGGUCAACUAUCGUCGGCCGAGCUUCCUGGAACGAUUUUGGGAACUUCAAAGCGUCAUGUGGGAGACCAAUGCCGGCUUGACAGACAGGCAUGCCUACGAUUCGCGUCCAGGGACAUGGCCUAUGCUCAAGCGCGGCAUCAACUUUUGGACCAAAGAUCACCGUCAGAUUUACCUGAUCGGUAAUCCGAUCGUCUGGUGGAGCGCGUUCGGCUCUGUGCUCGCCUACUUGGGCGCUAGAGGUGUGCUGAUGCUUCGAGCUCAACGCGGCUACAACGAUCUCAAGGAUAGUCGCGUGCGCUUUUACGAUCAGACGUGCGGCUUUCUCGUGCUCGGGUGGGCGUUGCACUACCUUCCGUUUUUCCUGAUGAACCGACAACUCUUCCUGCACCACUACCUGCCCGCGUUGUACUUUUCCAUCCUCCUGCUUGCCGUCGUGUUUGAUUUCGCCACCUCGACGCUUCGACGCCGCUUCCGUCUGGUGGCUGGUCUGCUCGCUACUCUGGUAGUGCUCGCCGGAUUUGUGCGGUACAGUGCGCUGACAUAUGGAUCAGAUUGGACGUUGGCAGCAUGCGAAAAGGCGAGGUGGAGGAAAGCGUGGGAUUUCAACUGUGCCGAGUUCCCGCGCGAUCUGGUCGAGUUCCAAAACUAUCCGCCCAGCGUGCAGACAUUGGAUUGGGCGAUCAACAAGAACAAGGCGCAUCCGGUUGCGGCACUAGCACUCAAUUCGACGCACGAUGCAGGCGGCGUGGCGGCGGAACCUGGACGACACGCUUUUGAUCAGGUGCCCAUCCGAGCCAUGCAAUCAUCGGCAGCCGAAGCGAUCCAGCACCUCAAAAACGGUCUGCAGCACGACUUGGAUUACGUCAAAGACAAGGUUGGACUCGGCUCAGUACAUGCGCCUAAUGUGGAUCCAGCAGGCUUGGAUCAACAACAGAUCGAGCAUGUCAUGUUGCAGGGUACCGCCGAGGUCGUCGCUGCGUCGAGUGCUACGCUGGAAGCGCCGCCGACCGAGCCUAGUCAAGAGGCCAAGUUCGACCAGCAUGCCGAUCAAGAGGCUCAUGAAGCCGCCGAUGUGGUACAAGCAGACCGACAAGUCAUUCUCAAGGACGUGUAA
This is a messenger RNA of Mycosarcoma maydis (corn smut), 2871 nucleotides long. RefSeq lists its product as uncharacterized. The transcript has a single exon. Gene Ontology annotation, biological process: protein O-linked glycosylation via mannose. Lineage: Eukaryota; Fungi; Basidiomycota; Ustilaginomycetes; Ustilaginales. Gene Ontology annotation, molecular function: dolichyl-phosphate-mannose-protein mannosyltransferase activity. Bases 1 to 2871 code for a protein of 956 amino acids. The record is from RefSeq and is a predicted model, not a curated record. Gene Ontology annotation, cellular component: endoplasmic reticulum; membrane.